AUGGGUAGAGGCGGACCCUCCUAUCUGAAUUACACGGCGCUCGUCCUACUGUCGAUAUUGUCGCCUGCCAGCGCUGGUCUCUGGGACAUCGACAUUGACAACGGACCGGCACCUCCCCCGGAGAAAGGACCGCCAUUCUCGGCGCACGCCAGCCGCGAUCGUGCUCUCCUACCAUAUCAGAUUGUUGGAAUCGUCGGCGCAUACGUGGGAAUAGUCUUGAUACUCGGGUCGCUACUCUUGACAGUCGGCCGAAAGCUACGGAAGAAAGCGCAGAGUAUGACGACGAAGCCGAAAGAGAUGGUCAAGCCCAUGCCGAAGAACUUCGAAGCGAGUCCGAUAAGCCCGCGAAGCAACAGAACGUGGUUCUCGCCGAAAGGCUUAAGGUCGAAGAGAAGCGUGACAAGCAGCAUCCGCUCCGGCGUCAGCACUCAAGUGUCGCCCGCGGUUGAGAGCGUAAUGAGCUUCGACAACAGCGUGAUCGAGGCAGACCGCGCGAGGAGGCAAGAGGAGAUGGAACGGUUGUAUGCUGCUGCUUUUGCUCAAGAUGAUCAGCGGAACGGCCAUCCCAAUGCAGGGCCGAAUACCGCACCGCCAGAGUACUCCGGCAGGGCACCGCCUCGUCUGAUCACGGAUACGCCCAGACUCAGACAUUUACAGAUACCUGGCUCCGGACCUCAGAGUCCGACUACACCAAAGUCACCAGUUCGCGCGAUAUACCCACCCGCAAACUCUGCUGCAGCACAGCCGCCCAUGCCUACAAGUCCAGUCAGAGCAGAGGUGCCAAACUACAGCCUACCGAAGCCGCCGCCAGCGGAUUAUGAUUUUAAGAUGAAUCGUCAUGAGAGGGUGCCUUCUUAUGGCAGCGGCCAGACGAGCGCUUCAGUAUCGGCACCGAAAAAACUUCGGAAGUCUCUGCGCAACAUCAAAAUCAGUGGGCCCAUCAUGGGCGAUGACAACAGUGAUGGUGCUCGUACGCCUCUAUCGCCACGCUAUUACACAGACCCUGGAGUCCCGCCAGAGCCGCCGUCCGCCCGAAUGGAACAUACGCCCAGCUCUGCUUAUCCACCAGAAACGCCCGCAACGAUGCGCAGCUGGCAUCCGGGUGAUGAGCAUGAAACCCUUGACGAGGUCCGCGACUUGCCGCAAGCGUAUCCUCAGCGCGCGACUGCCCACAAUUACAACAACGAGGCACAGCUUGUGAUCAAUGCAGCAUCCACGCGGCCAGACCCCACCAAACCUGCAAACGCGACUGGCAAUGGUGCUCUGCCCUUCCGCGAGAUGAACCGCCAGUAUGCUCAACAACAGCAACAACUCUCUUCCCAAACCGCAUUCCCACUCAGUCCUGGUCACUGGAACGCCAGCUCAACCACGCCGACCUCUGCCGGCGGCUUCGGCUAUUUAACCAGCGCUGGUCCUGUCAAGACAACGUUCUUAGAAGCACGGAGGGAUAGAUUGGGCUUAGGGCCAAGAACUGGCCAGGCGACGCCAUACAGCCCGUAUAUGCCUUUCACGCCGCUGACACCUGUGACGCCGCGCUUGACCAGCCGUGCGGAGCGGAAACAGAGGGAGAAGGACGAGAAGAAGGUGCAUGGAGCGAUCAUGGAGGAAGAUCAGGUUGCGGACGAGAAAGACCUCUGGAGUAGUGGUUACUAG
Messenger RNA from Saxophila tyrrhenica, 1653 nucleotides. RefSeq lists its product as uncharacterized. The transcript has a single exon. The coding region runs from base 1 to 1653 and encodes 550 amino acids. NCBI's taxonomy places the organism in Eukaryota, Fungi, Ascomycota, Dothideomycetes, Mycosphaerellales, Extremaceae. The record is from RefSeq and is a predicted model, not a curated record.